Molecule: messenger RNA, 1293 nt
Organism: Vitis riparia (riverbank grape)
Lineage: Eukaryota; Viridiplantae; Streptophyta; Magnoliopsida; Vitales; Vitaceae
Exons: 4
Coding region: 52-1074 (340 amino acids)
Source: RefSeq, a predicted model, not a curated record
CGCUCGGAGGUUUUGCCAAUUUCGGGGGUUUGUUUUUUCGCAGAAAACAUCAUGGGUGGUGGAGUGAUGAGGACCGCGGCGAAGGUGGCCGGAGUCGGCGUCGUCAACGCCGGCCUCCGCGGCGCUCCCGCUGUCCAGCCGGUGGAGCAACCGAUGGCCGCAGCGGCCCGUAAAGCCACGGUCCCUGUGUCCUCUGUUAUCUCCUCCGCAAAGCUCGGUGACGCCCCUGUGGCAGUGCAGAGGCCGUCGUGGGAGCUUGACGACUGGGAGUUCGCCAGCGUCGAGGAGGAGAUUAAUGUCGGUACCGGUGAGCCGCUGCCUAGGGUUGUGUUUGGAGGAGUCCCGACUCUUCAGGAGGCGAAAGAGGCCACUUCCGAAUUAAAAGAUGCUUUGGAUCAGUUAUAUCUGUCACCGUCUAGGUCUAUCAGAUCCGGGGUUCAGCAGUUGGGUCUGCUUCAGAUUGCAAACUCUGAUCAUUUGGAGACCAAAGCAUGUGUUGCUACUACUGAGAAUACAGUGGCCACUGUGCCAGCACAUGCUAUUCAGGCAUUCGCAUAUUUGAAAGAUAGUCCUGCAGCACAGAAUGUUGUUGCUUCAAUUGCAAGUGACCCAAAUGUUUGGAGUGCUGUGAUGCAAAAUGAAGCGCUCGUGGAAUUCCUGCAGGCACAAAAAACAUGUGCUCCUUACCCCAGUAUGGGUCUCGAUGUGGAGGAAUCUGUUGCAGAUACUGGGUUUCAAGAUCAGGAAGCCCCAAAGAGCUUUGAAGAUUCAUCAGAUGAAGGAGAUUCUGGAAGCAGGUUUCAAAAUAAGGAAACCCCAAAGAGCUUUGAAGAUUCAUCAGAUGCAGGGGAUUCUGGAAGCCUGAGUUCCUGGUUUGCGUCUCUGCUUGAGACUAUGAAGCUUUCACUGGCUGAGAUAGUGGGCAACAUCUUUGGACGACCAGCUGCUGAUGUUAAGUCAUCUCCAGAUUCCAAUGAAAAACCGGAAGGACAGGUCAUGAAUAUGGGCGUUGGAGCAUCCUUAACAGGACUGGCAGUGAUGGUUAUCAUGGUGGUGGUGAUGAAACGGGUUUAAUUUGUCGAAUUUACGAACCCUAUCCUAUAUGUGUAUUUGGUUUAUUAGGAUGCCAAUAUGAAUAAUUAGGUCCAUAUCUUAUAUACAUCGCAGUAAUGAAUUAGUAGUCAAAAGACUCUUUUGACUAAGUUUUUAUGUACAGCGGAUUUGAAGUCUGUUGGUGUUGGGCUAAUAUUUAUGCCAUCAGCUGUCCUCUGUUCCAUUUGCUGCUAUUCUAAA